Messenger RNA from Paramecium primaurelia, 579 nucleotides. NCBI's taxonomy places the organism in Eukaryota, Ciliophora, Oligohymenophorea, Peniculida, Parameciidae. The record is from the annotation of a GenBank genome assembly.
AUGUUAAUAAAAAGACGAGAAGCUAUAGAGAGAGCUAAAUUAAACUCAACUUGUAAUACAAUAAUUAGUACCUUAUUUGAAGUGUUGUUCAUACUUCUUAUAUGUGAUCUUUCGGGUUUGGUGUAAUUGGAUAAACCUUUAUAAUAUGUUUCUGCAGCAAAUGCAAUUAAAGAUUAAAUUCCAGAGAGGAAUUUUAUAUCAGUAUCUUAAACGGGCACUCUUGAACCACUUAAAGGAUAGCAUAUUGAUAAGGUUAAAGUGAUUAAACCUAUAAUUGAUCAUAGAUAAUAUAGAUAUUUAGAAUGGGAAAAUCAUUUGAAAGUGUUAUUAAUACAUGAUCCUGAAUCUGAAAUGGCAUCAGCUGCUAUGGAUGUUAAAGCAGGAUCUUGGAAUGAACUUGAUGAGUUUCCUGGAUUAGCUCAUUUUUGUGAACAUAUGUUAUUCAUUGGAUCUCAGAAAUACUCCAAAAUAUUUCUAAGUCUUUGUGGAGGAAUUUCUAGAAGUUUCUUACUAGAAUCGAUACCAUUUUCCUCAAGUUUUUAAAAGAAAAAUCCCAGAUUUUGUUCCUUUCAAUUUUGA